UGGACCUGCACCUUCCAUAUAUAAGUUCUUCAGGAGCCUCACAACCAGAGAGAGAGAGAGAGAGAGAGAGAUGGAAGAACAGGUUGAACUAGUGGGAAGAGCGUUUGUGGAUCACUACUACCAUCUCUUUGACAAAGACAGAGCAUCUCUCUCUUCCCUCUACCAGCCGACCUCGAUGCUGACGUUCGAAGGGCAGAGGGUCGUGGGAGCGCACGCCAUCGCCGAGAAGCUCAGCCAGCUGCCCUUCGAUCAGUGCCAGCACCUCAUCAGCACCGUCGACUCGCAGCCCUCCUCCGCCGCCGGCAUUGUGGUGUUGGUCAGCGGCAGCUUGAGACUUCCCGGAGAGGAGCAUCUGCUGAGGUUUAGUCAGGUCACCUCUCUCUCAUUUCCUAGUCACAUCUUCAUCAGUGUUGAUGAGCCGUCAGUUGAGCUUUUUGACUUGCUUCUGCAGAUGUUCCAUUUGGUUCCGUCGCCGGGAGGGAGCUUCUUCGUGCAGAACGACAUGUUUCGCCUGAACUACGGCUGAAAUUGCUGCAAAUUUUGGAUUUACAACUUUUUGUGAAGCUGACAUUGAUUCCAUGGAAGUUCAUAUCAGACGAAUGGGCUUGGUGCGAUCCACUGGCCCAACAUUUAUGAGGACCUUAAGUUCGGACCAACCCAACAAUUACUUGUUCUUGAUCCUUUUCUUUCUUCUUUCUUUCCUUUUUUUCCCAUUAUUAUUUGGUGUGGGAGUUUAUUUAGUUAUUUACUUCAUUGUGUCGAAUGCAAAACCACAUUGGUC
Molecule: messenger RNA, 781 nt
Organism: Rhodamnia argentea
Lineage: Eukaryota; Viridiplantae; Streptophyta; Magnoliopsida; Myrtales; Myrtaceae
Product: nuclear transport factor 2B
Exons: 2
Coding region: 71-526 (151 amino acids)
Biological process (GO): nucleocytoplasmic transport
Cellular component (GO): nuclear pore central transport channel
Source: RefSeq, a predicted model, not a curated record